Messenger RNA from Verticillium dahliae VdLs.17, 1056 nucleotides. RefSeq lists its product as uncharacterized. Lineage: Eukaryota; Fungi; Ascomycota; Sordariomycetes; Glomerellales; Plectosphaerellaceae. The record is from RefSeq and is a predicted model, not a curated record. The transcript is spliced from 4 exons. Bases 1 to 1056 code for a protein of 351 amino acids.
AUGGGAAUUGCUCCGAACACAAGCCGAAAACUCGACAGGCUGGCCGCCACGCACCACAGAAUACCACAAUUCGUGGGGCCGAGGGAAGCUUGGAAGACUGUCCUGAAGGUGACAGAGGGGUUGUCCAUUGAUUUGAUCCAAGAGCUCCGCGAUGAGGCAACCUGGCAUAUAGAGGCCAUCGACGACUCCUUACAGUAUAUUGCUACAAAAGUUGCCUUGUUAGAAGCGAUCGAGGCGAGUGAUCUGAGGAUUUGCAAUGGACGUGAAAGCUCCGAACACAUUGCCGUUUACCUCUGCACACCUAAUAGGGUGAUGCACCUCCCCUGCACCGUUCUGCUGCUCCAUUCGAUGCAUCGAACCACCUCGAGAUGCAGCUUGACUGUACCAGUGCCAGGGUCAAACGCGAUGGCUCUCGUCGCAAACGAAGCGACCCCUCUACUGGGGGGACAGGAGAAACGUAGCCGCCUGACUUCGAGUCAAAUGCUGGCACUGCUUGUUUUCCUCUUGACUCUCGUCAUCUGUAUCCUGGGCCAUUUCCUCCCUCUCGUCCUCCUUUUCUACACAUCAACCAACGAGGCUUGGGUUGAAAGGAUCACGAUUGCCACUCCUUACUUCUUGGAUUCUCUUUGGGAUUAUUCCGUGGAGUUGGUCUUGGACUACACGUCCUUUGAAGCCCUUAGAAAAGAUGCAGCUCCCACGAGUGCCACCGAUGUCGAGGCAACAAUCGACCCGAGGGAAGCAAAAGUCGACCUGACGGAGGCAGCAACCGACCUGACAGAGGUAACAACCAAACCGAAGGAGGCAGCAAUCGGCCCAAUGCAGAGGACCAUCAGGAAAUCCGACGCGCCCAAUGCCUUCCUCAAGGGCUUCCUGCUGAAAGUGCCGUCGAUCAUCGCCAUGAGCGCGACGAACCUCCAAACGCAGAUGUGCUUCCUAUACGCGCUACUCAUCAGCGUUCUCGUCGCAGUCGUCCUCGGGCUGGGCUUCUACUUGAUCUUCUCUCCGCAAGCCAAAAGUACCCAGCACGCCAAGGCAGCGAGGGAUGACGCAACGUAG